CUCUGACAAACCCCUGAUAAGAUGGACGGUUGAGAUGCAACUAGUCCAUGGCCACAAGAUAAAGUUAAUUUCCACAAUAUCACUGAAUUCUCCAUUUUUCUAUCCACAAGCGCCAGUCCUCGGCUUUCAACAGUAGCAAGAAGCAGAUAAAAUGGCGGCUGCUGCAUCAAUGAGUUUCAACCUGGUGGGAGCAUUCAGAGGAAUGUCUAUAAGCUCAAGCUCUUCAUCGUCUUUCUUCAAAGGUGGGGAUUUGGGUUCGUUAGCUGCGACUCCAAAGCCAUUUCUUUACAACCCACAGAGGUUCCCGUUGAUCAUUGAGAAUGCCCACAAGAAAGGAGCCGGAAGUACCAAGAACGGUCGCGAUUCCAGAGGCAAAAGGCUCGGCGUCAAGAUUUUCGGUGACCAGGUCGCCAAGCCCGGCUCCAUCAUCGUUCGUCAGCGAGGCACCAAGUUUCAUGCAGGGAAGAAUGUUGGCCUUGGCAAGGACCACACUAUCUUCUCUUUGAUUGAUGGGCUAGUAAAAUUUGAGAAGUUUGGGCCAGACAAGAAGAAGGUGAGUGUUUACCCACGAGUAGUACAACCUGAGAACCCCAACAGCUAUAAGGCAAGGAAGAGAGAGUACUUCAGGUUGCAAAGGGAGCGAAAGAAGGCGAGAAAGGAAGGCAUUAUUUCUCCACCCGAACCACAGCUGGUUCUUGCUUCUGCUGAUGACACUGUUGCUACCAAUCCAGUUUGCUGAUCUUCUUACAACCUUUACAUUGUAGUGUGGCUUUAGCCGACAUUUUUAUCAUUUUUUGUGUAUAACAUCCUAUGGAUCUCAACUGAGAAAUCUUAAUUCUGUCGCAUCAAUUCUGCAUAUUCUUAUUAA
Molecule: messenger RNA, 868 nt
Organism: Ziziphus jujuba (common jujube)
Lineage: Eukaryota; Viridiplantae; Streptophyta; Magnoliopsida; Rosales; Rhamnaceae
Product: large ribosomal subunit protein bL27c
Exons: 4
Coding region: 152-739 (195 amino acids)
Biological process (GO): translation
Cellular component (GO): ribosome
Molecular function (GO): structural constituent of ribosome
Source: RefSeq, a predicted model, not a curated record